This is a messenger RNA of Danio rerio (zebrafish), 3131 nucleotides long. RefSeq names its product plastin 1 (I isoform) (gene pls1). NCBI's taxonomy places the organism in Eukaryota, Metazoa, Chordata, Actinopteri, Cypriniformes, Danionidae. Gene Ontology annotation, cellular component: cytoplasm. Gene Ontology annotation, molecular function: actin filament binding; calcium ion binding. Gene Ontology annotation, biological process: actin filament bundle assembly. The record is from RefSeq and is marked validated.
AGCUCCACGUACACGGUAAAAGACGACAGACGCCACUGCAAAGCACUCGACAGGAAUAUCUGCAUCUUUUCUUAGUUAAUCUUACGAAAAGUCAACAACGUUUUGGAGGAAGGACCCUUUUUGCAUGGUGUGAAGUGCUUCGAGGAGACCAGCAUGGAGAACAAAGUCACGCAGAUCUCUCGAGAAGAUCUGGAGGACCUGAGAGAAGCUUUCAACAAGAUUGAUAUCGAUAACAGUGGCUACGUGAGUGAUUUUGAGCUUCAAGAGCUCUUUCGUGAAGCCAGCUUUCACCUCCCGGGAUACCAGAUACGGGAGAUUGUAGAGAAGUUCAUUGCCGGUGACACCAACAAAGAUGAGAAGAUCAGUUUCGAAGAGUUUGUUGCCAUAUCCCAAGAGCUGAGAAGUAAAGAAGUGAGAGAAACAUUCCGCAAGUGUAUCUCCAGGCGGGAUGGGAUUCGGUCGUUUGGUGGGACAUCAGGUAUCUCGAGUGAAGGAACGCAGCAUUCCUACUCAGAUGAAGAAAAGGUGGCCUUUGUGAACUGGGUCAAUAAAGCUUUGGCAAACGAUCCCGACUGCAAACAUCUGAUCCCGAUGGACCCUGGGACUGACAGUUUAUUCAAAUCUGUGAAAGAUGGAAUUUUGCUGUGUAAAAUGAUUAACCUGUCACAGCCAGACACCAUCGAUGAGCGGGUCAUCAACAAGAAAUGCACUCCAUUCACAAUGACUGAGAAUUUGAUGUUGGCGCUCAACUCUGCUUCUGCGAUCGGCUGUACGGUGGUCAACAUCGACGCGCAGGACAUGAAAGCCGGGACCCCUCACCUUGUGCUCGGCCUCUUGUGGCAAAUCAUAAAAAUCGGCCUCUUCGCUGACAUUGAGAUCUCUCGCAACGAAGCGCUAAUUGCUUUGCUGGAUGAGUCAGAAGAGCUGGACCACCUUAUGUCAAUGUCCCCUGAGGACCUUUUGCUUCGGUGGGUCAACUAUCACCUCAAAGCUGCUGGAUGGAAACAGAUCAGAAACUUCAGUGAAGAUAUCAAGGACUCCAGGGCGUAUUUCCACCUGCUUAAUCAGAUCUCACCCAAAGGAGACUUGGAUGACCAGAUGAGGAUUGACAUUGACAUGUUAGGACUCACCGAGCGUGAUGAUGAGAUGCGAGCAGAGCUGAUGUUGAGGCAGGCGGCUCGUCUGGACUGCAGACAGUUUGUCACUCCCAAGGACGUGGUUGCAGGAAACCAUAAGCUCAACAUGGCGUUCGUGGCCAAUCUUUUCAACAUGUACCCAGCCUUGAACAGACCCACCGACAACGGCAUUGAUUAUGCGAUCGAGGGGGAAACGAGAGAGGACAGAACAUUCAGGAACUGGAUGAAUUCUCUGGGGGUCUCUCCAUACGUUAAUCACCUGUACAGUGAUCUGCACGACGGCCUCAUCAUUCUUCAGUUAUAUGAGAGAAUCCAGAUACCGGUUGACUGGCCUAGAGUCAACAAACCUCCCUACCCUGUACUCGGCUCCAACAUGAAGAAGCUUGAGAAUUGCAAUUAUGCGGUCGCACUGGGCAAAAAGGAAGCAAAGUUUUCCUUGGUAGGAAUCGGCGGUGAGAAUAUCAAUGAGGGAAGCCCCAUGCACACGCUGGCACUGGUCUGGCAACUAAUGAGAAGAUACACACUGAAGGUUCUGUCUGAUCUUGGUGAUGGGGAAAAAGUCAGUGACCAAAUAAUAAUCAACUGGGUGAACAGCACUCUGAAACAAGGCGAUAAAAACUCCUCCAUUAGCAGCUUCAAGGACAAAUCGAUCAGCACAAGCCUGCCAGUGAUUGAUCUGAUCGACACCAUUGUGCCCAAAGCCAUUAAAUACGAGAUGGUGAAGAGCGGCGACAUGACGGCAGAGGACAAGCUAAACAAUGCAAAAUAUGCAAUCUCUGUGGCGCGAAAAAUAGGAGUCAAGGUGUACGCCCUGCCCGAUGACCUUGUGGAGGUCAAACCCAAGAUGGUGAUGACGGUGUUCGCGUGCCUUAUGGGAAGAGGCUUGAAGAAAGUUGACGGCUGACCUUUAUGAAGGACUCUUGUCAGAAACACACAACCCUCACGUUGCACUUUUCCUCCUCCUGACUUCCAUUUAUUGCUUUAAAGUGAAUAUGUUGUUUUCGAAUCAAUGUAGAGUCUUCACUUCUCCUGUUAGGAUAACUUCAGACAGGACCAAGUAGUGACCUUAAAAUUUAGGAAAUGUGGUUCUCUAAUUUUGAUCUCCACUGUAGACAUAGCCUCAAUCCCCAUGACUGUGUUUCGCAACCACAUUCCUGGAGGACCACCAACACUGGAUGUUCUGGAUGUCUCUUUCAACUUUCACACCUAUUACAGGUCUUUCAGUCUCUGCAAAUGAGCUAAUGAUCUGAAUCAGGUGUGUUUGGUUAAGAAGAUAUGGAAAAUGUGCGGAGUUGGUGGUCCUCUGGAAACAUGGUUGAGAAACACUGCUUUAAGGCAAAUUGUUAUAUAUAUAUAUAUAUAUAUUUCCUCAGACAUUUGUCUUUCAUGACAAGCUUCUAUUUAGGGGUUAGUUCAUACAAAAAUUCUCCCCACAUGUCAUUCCAAACCUUGAGACAAACGUUGAAGAUUCGUCACAACGCAUCAACACAAACUAGAUGAAAUCUUAGAGCGCUCGAAUCCUCCAUAGACUAUCACUACAUGUUUUUGGAGAUUUGUAUAAUUAUAGUUGAAAAACUGAAGUCACAUGAAAAGUUCUGACAAUGUUUUUGGUUCCUUCUCUGGACUUUGAACAUCACGAAACCUUUUCUGUGUCUAUGGAUGAUGAGGGAGCUCUCAAAUCAUCUAAAAUAUCUUAACUUGCGUUCUGAGGAUGAACCAAGAUCUCACAGGAUUGGAAUGGCAUCAGUGUGUGUAAUCAAUAACAGAGUUUUCAUUUUUGGCUGAACUAACUCUUUAAGCGCAUCUCAAAAUGUCUUGCAGAAUCUGCUUGCAGAUGUAAGAUUAUUGAAAGGCAGUACCUGUUUUCUUGAAAACUGUGACUAUUUUUUUUCCAUUUCUCAUUAAAAUGAUUCCUUUUGAGCCAGAUUGUAAAUAGUUGGAUAUUUUUAACGAUACAUAAAUAAAGAUGCCCACCAGAACUAUUUGAGCCAUGCA